Cladophialophora immunda is the source of this 2241-nucleotide messenger RNA. RefSeq lists its product as uncharacterized. Gene Ontology annotation, cellular component: cytoplasm; nucleus. NCBI's taxonomy places the organism in Eukaryota, Fungi, Ascomycota, Eurotiomycetes, Chaetothyriales, Herpotrichiellaceae. The record is from RefSeq and is a predicted model, not a curated record. The transcript has 3 exons. Gene Ontology annotation, biological process: protein phosphorylation. Bases 294 to 1466 code for a protein of 390 amino acids. Gene Ontology annotation, molecular function: ATP binding; cyclin-dependent protein serine/threonine kinase activity.
ACGGCUGUCAGCUUCUCACACGAUCCUCCGUCUCGCCCCUGCUCAAGAUAUGCGGAAUAGGUGUCUGCAACCGGUUACGGAGUACAGCUGCGAUUGACCGCUGCAUGACCGAUGCGACCCUGCUCGCUAAGUAGGUGGACUUACUGAAAGAUGAACUGUCACACCAUCGAGAGGGUAUUAUUCUGGGCCUAGCAUUCAGUCCUAUGCCACCGAAUCCUACAAAAUCCCCAGGGGAUACAAGCACAGGCCAACAAGGACAGUGCACGACUUCUCUCUAGAGCCCACAGAUCAACAUGCCAGUGGACAUCAGCUUCACCGAGAGGCUGGGCAACAUCGUCUCUCUGACGAAUGCUUUCAUUUCAGUGGGCAAUGACGGCGAUGCUGCUCGCAACAAGGCGAGAGAUCUCGAGGGGGAAAUCCUGCAGUCGGCUUCUUCUCCGGAAGAGUACCAAAGACAGCUUCAAGUAGCCCUACAAGCCUCACAUACGCAAAAUGUUCCGCCUUCGGACGUGUGUGAGCCUCUAGAAGAGCCCGAGAUAUUGAACCAUGAAGGACCCAGCUUUGGAGCUUACGAAUUCGCAACUUACCAUACCGAUGGGCAAACGUCGACCAUCUUUAAAGCGCAAGCGAAGGACGCAACGUCCACCGUUCGAAUAGUGGCCCUGAAAGUUACUCAUCCAGCAAUGAUGGCUCCGCCCCACAACUCGGAACGAGAAGCUCGGUUGCUUGUCAAGGCGCGUCAUGAGCAUGUGGUGCCUCUCCUAGACAUCAUCCACGAAUCAGGAGGAAAGUUCAUCCUUGUCUUCCCUUUCCUUAGGCAAGAUCUGGAGAAUCUGCUGAGGUCAGGCAGGUUGGACAAGAAGCAGGCAAGCAUGGUGUUCGACGGACUCUUCAGCGCCUUGGAACAUAUUCACGCACUGCGCAUGAUCCAUAGAGACGUCAAGCCGUCCAAUAUCCUGCUAAGGUCGAUGACGGGGCCAGUCUACCUGAUUGAUUUCGGUAUCGCAUGGUCUCCGGAUGACAAGGACUCGGAGCCGGCGGAUUCCAAGAUCACUGAUGUUGGGACGACCUGCUAUCGUCCACCAGAGAUCCUUUUCGGAGAUCACGCGUACGACACGUCGUUGGACAUGUGGGCAGCGGGCUGUGUCGUCGCAGAAAUCGUGAAGGAGGGCCACUAUCCACUGUUCGACGCCGGACCCUUGGGAAGCGAGCUGAGUCUGAUCCGGUCCAUAUUCACGACACUGGGAACGCCCGGUGCCGACAAUUGGCCCUCUGCAAGAGCUUGUCGUGACUGGGGCAAGAUGCGCUUUCAGGACUACCCGGCAAAACCGUGGAAUGACAUUCUCUCUGGGGCUCCAGUGUCCGCCAUUGAUUUUGUCUCCAGGACUGUGUGCUACGAAAAGACCAGGAGGUUGACCGCGCAAGAUGCCCUGCGUCACGAGCUGAAAUCCGUCAUUGGGAGGUGAUGAUGACGUCGUUAGAGACCGCAGCUUGUUGUGAGAGAUCUUGAGCAAAUACGAGGAGGCCUCUUUGCUCUCAAGUCUUCCCUGGAACGGCCAAGUUGUGGUCGGUCCUCAUGGCAGGCGCUUAUGAGGGUAUUUUACUCGAUGCACUGCGCCAACGGCGAGAAUGAUCGACAGGCGAUCGAUAACAGGACGGAGAUCGAAAACAAAGGCCUACCGAAUCACAAAUCAACAUUGACCAUCUGACAAAGAUCGAAUUACAAAGUGAGAGGGAUCUUGUUCGGUGGGUGGGACAAGAGCGGAGCACUUUUUCAUGUGGAAAUAUUGGAUGCUGAAGCGUUUAUCUGGUUGUUCCUUGUCGGCAAAUCUCGCGCGCUGGAGCUUCUUUGAUAUUUCUCGUGGCUAUUGUCCAUAGAUCCAAGACCCGUCCUCCACCACGCAUCCGAGCAGUCCGUGCCGAUGAACUCUCCCACAUAGCUGCCAGUCGUCGAAAUCGCCAAAUUGAUAGACAAAGGUUGCGAAAAGCACAUGCUGCAACCUAGACUGUCACCGAUCCCGGACUGGCACAAUCAUGUGCGACAUGGCGCCGUGGUGGCUGUGGUCUACGGAGUAACCUUGAUUGAGAAAAGGAGCAAUCUCGCUCAUCUCCCACUAGAGCUGCAGGUACAGGGCCGCCUAAACUGGAUUGGGGCCUGGGGCGUAGGGAGGCGUUAUGGUGGCUUGGGCUAAUGAGGUCUAAAUCCAGGCACACCAAUCAUGUGUUUUAGGGGUCCCUGCU